AAUAAAUACCCACUGGGGUCGAUAUAAUCAACUAAACUCCAUUCCAAAAUUUCAGGCCUUGUUUCUAUUAGUAUUUCACAGAUUUAAGUUUUUAGACCGCUUUAUUUAUGUCAUCGUUAACUCUAAGAUCGUUAAACAAAUUCCACCCAAAUCACUUUGAGUGACAGUCUGUGUAUUUUUUGGCGGAAUGGAUGGCUUUCAUAAAAAACUGGUUCGUUGAAGGACAAUAACUAACGACGUCAACAUCGAUGAAUUUGACACCAUUCCAAUCUGCACGUGAUAAGCGAAGCGGAAUUAUUCCACAGAUUUAAAUUCGUGGAGCGCUUCAGACCAGCGUUAAAACUCUGUCUCAGAUCGUUUUACAAGCUUUACCAAAAUCACUUUUGGCAUGAUUAAUGAGUCGACAUUUGGGUUCAUUGUGAAAUGGAGUUUCUGGGACAUACACAGAAAGCUAGGUAUAUGUUUGGCUCUGGUAAAAAUUCCACUGGCACCGGAACCCUGCCAACAAUUACUCGUCAGAAUUCAACCUUAAGGGUGCAGGAUUUCUAUCCUAAUCCACGAUAUUUUCAGCGUUCCUUAACACAAAUUCCCUGGCAACGACAGCAGAAUGCAAACAGCCUACCUCAGAGAGCUGAAAGCCCACUGUCUAUGAAUAAGAAGGCAAUGUUUUCUUUUGGAAAUACCAACUUGAACUCCUUCAAACCUGCUCCUGUCCAUCAAUCACACCCCGUAUCUCUCUAUACCAGUUACACCCCAAAUGAAUGGGAACGCUUUAACCAAAGUAAUUAUUUUACAUCUGAUUAUCUUCGAAGUGGUGCAGAAAAACUGAGGCUUGAUACUGCGAGAAUGUGUAAGGAAGCUGAUGAGAAAACACAACGUACUCAGUCAAAUAGUGGUAAAAGAUUAGGAGAACGCAUCUCUGACAUAGUCUUCUGGAAAAACGAGCUUCAUCAUGAAAUUAACAACAUCAUUUCUGCUACAUCAGAACUGAAAAAUGCAAAGCGAAUGCUUGAAAAAACUCUGGCAGAAACGGAAAACCCACUGAAUUUGGUGCGAGAAUGUCUUCACAACAGAGCUCAGAAACGUGGCAUUGAAAUGGUCCAUGAUGAUCCUGAAAAGAAUUUGGUCAAAGAGGUGGAAACCAUGAAAAUAUGUCAGGACAAACUGCAAGGGAUGAUAGAAAAGGUAACAAUACAAUUAAGUCGAAACACUGCAGCUCAACUUGAACUUCAGAAGGACAGUGGAAAUAAAGUUGUCGCACAAAACCUUGAUGAAAAUGCUUUCCACCUUCGUAACCUGUCAACUGACAUAUCAUAUCAAAGCGGUGUUGAAAAGAUUGACACCACGAUAACAGUGCCAGAAACAUGGUGUAUGUUUACCAAUAAUAACAUCAAGCAAUGUCAAGCAGAGCGUGCCUCUUCUAAACAUCUGUGCAGUGAAAUCAACACGUUGCUUCAAAUAUGCUGCAGUGAUAUGUGGCAACAGUGGAAUACGACAAAUCAAGCUUUGACAGACCGAAUUAAAGAAUUGGCAACAGCUAAGAAUAGACUGCAAACACAUUUAUCAAAGGUUCUACAAGAAAUAUUUGACAUGAAUAAAAGCAUUGAAUAUCUAAAGAAAUCUAUUCAAAGUAAACAAGCACCAUUACAAGUUGCCCAGACACGGCUUGGUACUCGACUGUUACGACCAAAUAUGGAGUCUUGUUGUGAUCCAGCAUAUGUUUGGUUGGUUGGAGAAGUGGGUGAGAUAACAGAGACAGUGGAAUGUCUUAUCAAAAAAUUACACCAUGCUGAAAAUGCUGUGCAAGAUCUACAUGUACUGAAGUCAAAUCUAGAAGCGGACAUUAACAAUAAGUCUCACUCUUUGUUUAUCGACCGAGAAAAGUGUUUGUCUUUGCGUAAGACAUUUCCCUUGGCACCAAUUUGCAGCAUCUACACAAUUACCAAACCAAAUAUUCCUAUACAUUGUUAGAAUCUCAGACAGGUCAUAUUUAUCAAUGUUAUAUAUUCUCCCUUUACACCCAGUCUAAUAUGUACAUAUGUAUAUGUGUGUGUGUGUAUGUGUGUGUGCGCAUAUGAUGUACGUGUGUGUAUAUACAGUAUAUAUACACAGUAUACAACAGACACACAUGCUUUUCUUUUAGAGUGAAUGUAAAGAGGGAACAAUUACUGCUAUUUUAAAGUUUGGUUGCCAAGUACUUGUUAGUAUGAAGGAUCUUUUGCCUUUAGUAGUUGGUGAUGGUCAUGGUAAGGAUAUUAGUUGGUUACUUUUUCAGUUUAAUUGAGACUACUACUAUUACAGUUGCUGCCAAUGUGGUUUUUGUACUAUCAUAUCUUGCAGCACAUGGGUUAAUAUCUUAUUAUUGAUAGAUAUCAUUUUAGGAAAUGAUUACUUCUUGUGUCUACACUCAGGAACAACCCCUUGUUUUUGAUAGGUCAUUUAAAAGGAUGCCUAAGAAUAUAUUUUUUGAUUGGACAGAGCAGGCAUCUUUUUGGUUCACUGAUGUAGAAGUCUCCAGUUUUAGCAGUGGAUUCAGAUAUUUCAUUAUUUAUUGUUAAUUCUUUUCUUCACACUCUAAAUGUGCUGGGUUAGUGAGAUGGAAUUUCAUUUGUUUCUGAAUCUGUAGGAAUGAAUGUGUUGAGUACUCUUGAACUUAUUCUCUGCAAUUAAGAAAAGCAUUUGACAUACACACCAGAAUGUGAGUUUUCUGUAAAUUUUGCUUAAUUGGAGUUUAAAUUUUAAAAACUGGACCUGGCAUGACCCGAUGCAUUCUACUC
Messenger RNA from Octopus sinensis (East Asian common octopus), 2777 nucleotides. RefSeq names its product tektin-3. Bases 424 to 1971 code for a protein of 515 amino acids. Gene Ontology annotation, cellular component: nucleus; microtubule cytoskeleton. The transcript has 7 exons. The record is from RefSeq and is a predicted model, not a curated record. Gene Ontology annotation, biological process: cilium assembly; cilium movement involved in cell motility. Lineage: Eukaryota; Metazoa; Mollusca; Cephalopoda; Octopoda; Octopodidae.